CUGCAGAUAUCGCAGCAUCCAUAGAUGUUAUAGACGAGUCAUGAAGGCAUUUACACGCACUGAACCGCAAGCGUUUACAGACCUGUCAAUACGAACCAGCCUCUGACUUGACCGAGUCAGCCGUUUGCUGUCUUUUCAAUUACUCUAACUUACGUCGUCAAUGACGUAUGCGGCCGUAUAUCCAGCAAGUUAAGCAGAGGCAUGCAUCCAUAGGAGCAAGCAUCCUCGCAUUCGCACGGAGUAGCAGCGAAACCAGAUCAGGGGAGAGGGGGGAGAGGAUGCGGAUAGCUGUGACGAACGUUCAGUCACUGAUGCAGCCGCGGCUCAUAUGUGAGGAAGUCAUCCAAGUGCCGCUCUGGUCCUAGAAUAGAGGGCUAGUAAUAGUGUCGCUGGACAUUUCAAUGGGUUGCGGAGGAAGCAGGGCUGAUACAAUCGAACCCCGUUACUAUGAGAGUUGGACAAGGGAGACUGAGUCGACAUGGCUCACGAACACCGACACGGAGGUUGGCCAAACCAUCGCCAGUAAUAACAACAACCAACGUGGGAUAUCUGACAGUGGCACCGCAUCGAUGAAACCAUGUACAACAACUUGCCAAGGUAAAGGAGAGGAUGCUCGUCAACCUGGGCACAUGCCCUCUGUUGCCCCUAGCAGAGAGAAGAAGCUGGUGAACACAGCCACCCAGUGUGGGAAGCCUCCCCUCCAUGCCACCAGCAGCAGUGGAAGCAAAGGCAGACUGCUCCACAGAGACGAGAGUAAACCAAAACCCAGGAAAUUGGCCUCCAAGGAGGCCGUCACAUCAAAGAGUGGCCAGCAGAGCUCCUGCCCUGAGGAAAAGACGUCUGAUAUCAAGUAGGAGGCAAGACUCUGGAUUAUGGCGGCUCUUCUCUCGACUGAAGCGCAUGACAUAGUCACAGCUCCUUCCAAGCUAACCCACCUACCCAGCGCCUACCCAGCUAAGGUGCACCUGUGCCACCAAACACAUCAUGUACAGUACAUCAGAUGUUUGCUGCACUUGUAGGGAAGGUUUCAUUCUGGCAUGGACAAAGUAAAUAUGUCCUCUUCCCGUACAGCUGCCCUAACUGUAAAUGCCUGAAUUGCUGCUCUGGUGUCAGUUGUCACAUUUUCCACUUGCAGAAUCUAUUUCUUUAGGAUUAUGGGAAGAUCUGAGACACUGAAUUCUGAUCAGCUGUUUGACAUUACCAGUAGCUAUUGUGCAUGAUAUGGCAGUAUGUGGGGUGCACAUUGAGUUCAGUUUUAAAGGAAAUGCCAACUGUAAAAUGCUGCAGAGAAAGACAUGAAAAGAUGCUCAGGCCCCCGAGCCUUCACUUCAGCGACACACAUGCAGUGACAGUGUUUUUCAAACCAUUUCACUCUCAGCCUUACCCACUACUUGACUUUGACUGACUUAUACAGAUGCCAUAUAUAUAUAAUCCUGUUGCUCUGAGACAAUGCACUGGCAACUCGCUGUGUCAGUAUCAGUCUCAUUACAGUGCCUAUGUAAUGUUUCCUAACAUGAUGAAGUGAGUGAAGUGCCUGAAGUGUAUCAGACUGAGUACUGUGUGUAUGAUAAGGUGUGUGUAGAUAUACAGGGCCCUCUAGAAUUAUUGGCACCCUUAUUUAAUAUGAGUGAAAAAGGCUUAUGAAACAUCCACUUACUGUAGUAUGACACAUGCUGUCUUUGCUCAGCAAACAAAGAAAAUAUAUCAAUUCCAUAUGAACCCAUUUCCACAAGAAAAAGUCACAGGUGAUCACAAAAUAAAUGUUAUUCUGAAAAA
Clupea harengus (Atlantic herring) is the source of this 1776-nucleotide messenger RNA. It is a transcript of the gene baalca, whose product is annotated as BAALC binder of MAP3K1 and KLF4 a. The record is from RefSeq and is a predicted model, not a curated record. Lineage: Eukaryota; Metazoa; Chordata; Actinopteri; Clupeiformes; Clupeidae. Gene Ontology annotation, cellular component: cytoplasm.